This is a messenger RNA of Tremella mesenterica DSM 1558, 848 nucleotides long. RefSeq lists its product as uncharacterized. The record is from RefSeq and is a predicted model, not a curated record. Gene Ontology annotation, cellular component: cytoplasm; nuclear exosome (RNase complex). Lineage: Eukaryota; Fungi; Basidiomycota; Tremellomycetes; Tremellales; Tremellaceae. The transcript is spliced from 6 exons. The coding region runs from base 35 to 607 and encodes 190 amino acids. Gene Ontology annotation, molecular function: RNA binding. Gene Ontology annotation, biological process: RNA processing.
GUAACUUCUCUUGACAGUAAAUAGUUGAGGGGGAAUGAGCGUAGCGGACCUUCUCCUACCGGGUCAACCCCUACCGGCCAAUCUAACACAACCACCUGUACCUCAAUGUGGUCCUGGAUGUUACCAACACAACGGUAGGAUAUUGGCCAAUAUCAUCGGUCGACCAAGGCGUGACGGAGCUAUGAUCAGUGUUGUGGGAAAACAAGAUGCCGCUGUUCCUGAUGUUGAUGCUAUCGUCAUCGGAACGGUAUCCCGAGUAACACCACAACAAGCUAUCAUCAAUAUCGAUGUGGUCGAUAAUCGACCGGUGCCAGAGACGAGUGAAGCUUUCACUGGUGUGGUCCGAUUGGCAGAUAUCAGGUUGACGGAGAGGGAUAAGAUAAGAAUGGGAGAAUGUUUCAGGUUAGGGGACGUGGUCAAAGCUAAAGUGCUGUCUUUAGGCGAUGCGAGAAGUUAUUAUCUCUCCACUGCGGCCAAUGAGCUUGGUGUGGUAUAUGCUACUUCUGAAUCUGGGAAUGCGAUGGUUCCAGUUUCCUAUCAAGAUAUGGAAGAUACGAUCACGGGGAAGACUGAGAGAAGAAAGGUCGCUAAACCUGAUGGGAUAUGAUCUUCCCCAACUAUACUCAUCCUGGAGGAUAUUCCAUUAAAAAUUAUGGUUGCUCAUCGACGAUUAUCGAAGAAAGACAUCCUCCAUACCGAACACGAGUGGCGAAUGGCGAGCCUUGCCAGCUUCCAAAUGAAGGACUGUCCCUCGCAUCUUCACUCAUUAGGGUACACCAGUAUCACCUGUACAUGUACAUGAUCCACAGUUAGACAUCCCAUGAUAUCAAACACAUGCAUUGCAUACA